UCGACCCCUGCAACCACAAUUAGGCGAGUACAAUUAGGUGAGUACUCAGUGUAUACACAUGGGGAGAGUGUCGCUGGAGGUCGUCUGCUGCCCAGUAGCGCUUCAAGGUCAUCGAGGUUACAUGUACGGAAUACAAUCAAAACUUACCUCUAAAUUCAUACGAUAAAACGCUACUCACGGUUACACUUUUAAGUAAUAAUUUAAAAAAUAGUCGGUAAAAAGUCCAAGAUUUAGCAAUAGCCAUUUGUAAAGGGUAUUUUUUAUAUUUUUGUUUCUCCAUGGUAGGUGUUCUCUCUGGCAGUGUAAACAAGAGCUAUGGCUACCCGCAGGAGGACCUACUCUUCUGGCUCUGAUGCUUCAGAUCGAUUUAUAUCCAUUAAUGAGCGACCUGUAGACGAUAUAUCCGUGGAGUUCUUCUAUAAACCGCAUAGCAUUACGUUGCUUAUAUUUAUUAUUUCUGGAUUGAUCUAUUUCGUUUUUACUAGGAAUGAAAAUGAGAGUGUUCAGUCAAAUAUACAGUAUGGAUUGGGAGCCAUGGUUUUCUUUUUCCUCAUCAUUAGUGUCAUGGCAUUUCCAAAUGGUCCUUUCACUCGACCACAUCCUGCUGUUUGGCGCAUUGUCUUUGGUCUCUCAAUAUUGUACAUGCUUUUGCUACUCUUCAUAAUCUUCCAGGAUUACAGAACAGUUCGAAGCAUGUUUGAGUGGCUCUUCCCUGAGCUGAAGAACUUCACCAUUGAUAUGGAUAAGGGUGAAUGGGGAGAGAAGUGUGAUGAUCUCACAUUUGCACGACUGUGGGAGAGCAUCGACUUUUUCUGCUUUGCACACUUUGCUGGAUGGACUAUGAAGACCCUGCUUGUACGACAUUAUGGCAUCUUGUGGACUAUCUCAGUCAUGUGGGAGAUUACAGAGACUGCAUUUUCACAUUUGUUGCCAAACUUUAUUGAAUGUUGGUGGGAUGCAGUCAUUCUGGAUGUUCUUCUGUGCAAUGGUUUCGGGAUAUGGUGUGGAAUGCAAAUUUGCCACUUGAUGGAGAUGCGGUACUACAAUUGGGAAAGCAUCAAGGACAUUCAGACCACAACUGGCAAGCUGAAGCGUGCUGUGCUACAGUUUACUCCGGAGUCGUGGACAGCCAUGAGAUGGUUAGAUCCUGCUUGCACCUAUAUGCGUUUUUUGGCAGUAUCACAGCUUGUGGUUUUCUGGCAACUCGCAGAGCUUAAUACCUUCUUUCUAAAGCACAUCUUUCAAAUGCCUCCAAGCCAUCCACUUGUAUUCAUGAGGAUAUUCCUGCUUGGAGCCACAUCUGCUCCAACAAUAAGGCAGUACUACAGCUAUGUAACUGACCCGAGGUGUAAGCGCGUAGGAACUCAGUGCUGGGUAUAUGCAUUGUGUAUGUGUAUUGAAUCUUUGAUCUGCAUCAAGUUUGGGGCAGAUAUUUUUCAGCACACUCAGAUCCGCAAUAUCAUUGCAUGGGUGUUGGUUCAGGCUGCAGGAUCAGUAAUGUGUGUGUACUUAUGUGUCACACACCAUAGAUGGCAACGAAAGCGGCAAAUAAAAGUGGAGGAUUCUCUGGACGAGGACACAGAGACUGACUCAAAAGUGUCUACAUACAUUCAGUCUCUUCCCCGCAAGACCGUGACUCUGAGUACUCCUGAGGACGAGGACAGUGAUGAUGAAGCUGAGGGUCCAACAAAAGUACACCGUAGGAGAAAGAAUCCCCAACUGAGGCGAAUACCGCUGUACAAUGUGUAUGCUGCGUUACACAGUAUAAGACUCUCCAGACACUAUGGGCUUUCAGCUGUCUACUUUCAAGUAUAGGACCACACAUACCAAGUUCCUGCUGUUAUCCUCACAUUCACUGGUAAGUCUUCAUCAUUAAGUUACUUCAGUUUUCACACUCAAGAAUGGUGACACCAGCACCAAGUAAGAGAGUUCUCAUCACUCUCAAAUUAAGAACAUCACCACCAGUUCCUGAACUAUGUUCAUUAUUGUUGAUUCAGAUUUUCUGUCAAACUGUAACAGUUGGUGUUGAUAUGCUUAAUUUUCAGAAGAAAAAAUAAAAAAAUUAAAUAAUUUUGUCCCAAAAAAGAGGACAGGAUACUUUUGGGUAGAAACAAGAAUUUGUUACAAAGAAGGAAAAUCCAGAGAGAAAAUGAGAAAGUAAAUUUUGUUUUGUAAUACUGUGAAAGUAGAAUAUAUGCACUUGUUGCACUCCAUUAAGCUGAAAAUGAAUUAUAUUAAAGGGGACAAAGCGCACUGUAAAUCAUGUCUCAGAGCCUUACUGGUGUGUUGUAAACACAGGUACUGCCUUGUGAGUGGCUCCUCAGAAUUUGGAAAAUCAUCUUGUAUAUAAUUUUAUCAUUACUAUAGUAUAACAGGGUUUUCAGUACCUUCUGAAUUGAUCAGGUCCUGUUAUUAUUUUUAUUUUUCUGAUUACUGCUAUGAUAAUUAACUUUUCAUACUUUUCUCAAGUAGAAUGAUAAGGAUUGUAUUAUUAUUUUUUGUUGUAACAUUACAUUUAGAUAUUGUAGAAUGUAUGAUGUUUUGCUUAUGGCAAAAAUGCAUCUACUUAAUAAACCAUACAGAUAAGAUAUUUGUAAUCCUUUUUGUUAUGCAUUAAUUUUUCUCUUUAUUAAAUAACUUUUCUUACAUGUAGGUUCUUUUAAUUUGAUGUACUAAUAAACAGGAAUAUAAAUGUAAAUAGCUAAUAUUAUUUUUAAGUAGAGUAUUGCAAUUUUUUUCAUCACUUUUUAAUGUCUGCUGUUGUUACACAGUAUAGUGCUUUAGAUGAAGAUUUUACUUCUGAUGGAAUGUACUAGAUCCCUUUUAAAUUCACUGUGCACUGUACAGUAAUCCUUCAUAAAAUGACUUGAAUUUGCUUAGUGAAUCAUUAUACACUUGUGAACAAUUUCACUUAGUGAUGUGCUGUAGCCCAACCUGUAAUUACUUACUUUAAACAAGUGAAAACAAGACCUCAAUAUUUCUGUACAAAUUUUUAUCCAAAAAAUGUAUGAACCUAUUGCACACACCUGGAGAGUAUUCUGGGAGUUAAUGCCCCCUGUGACCAGGUCCAUGACCAGGCCUUGCAGUGGAUCAGGGCCUGAUCAACCAGGCUGUUACUGCUGGCUGCACACAAACUGACAUACGACCCACAUCCUGGCUGGUCAGGUACUGACUUAGGUAUCUGUCCAGCUCCCUCUUGAAGACAGUCAAAAGUAAUGGAAAAAACAAUAAAAGUACAGUGGAACCUCGAACGCCCCACCAUGCGAAUUUUUCAGGAUACGAACCGUUGUUUGGUCAAUUUUUUGCUUCUGGAUAUGAACGAAAUUUCAGGAUGCAAACUUCCCCCUCAAGGGAGGUUCCUUAACCUUUUGGGGGUUUCGGCCGUACUAGUACGGCUUACGACCCAGGGUUUUUGUCGUACUAGUACGCCUAAAUUCUAGUGCCCUCAAAUCUAGUGGGAGGAAGCUGGUAGGCACAGUAUAAAAAAAAUCCUGCAGCACACAGUGCAUAAUGAGAAAAAAAAACUUGGAACCUUUUUUUGGAAUAAAACAGCGACUUUGCACUGUAUUUUCGUAUGGUAUUUAUUGUUGUAUUCUAGUUUUCUUGGUCUCAUUUUAUAGAAUAGAAGACAUAUUACAGAAAUUGAGAUGAUUUUGACUGGUUUUACAAUGAAAAGUACCUUGAAAUUGAGCUCAAAGUAGCAGAAAUGUUCAAUUUUUACCAAAGUUCAAAAGUAAACAAAUCAUGCCAAGCGUCAAAUACACGUCAACUGGCGAGUCUAAUAGUCUUUCGCAAGUGCGCCAAUAUUAUUUAUACCAUUUUUUACACUAAUGCUGUAGUCUGCAUAACAGUAAAUCUUCUAUUUUUUGUGAGAAUAAAAAUUCAAAUUGGAAAGCAAAAGAAUGUAAGAGGGGCCUUGAGACGUGACUAAUGAACAGAGGAAAUGUCAUUUUAGUGCCAAGAAUGUCUUUCUUGUUUAUUCUGAACCCUAUUCGGAAAUUGGCAUCUUUUGAAAUUUGUGCGAAAUUGGCAAAAUUGCCAAAUUCUGACCACUGUACUGGAUAGUUGAAAUUGGUAAUGGGUGGUUUCUUGCACUCAUUCGAUAGAAAAAAUGGAGUUCUAGCGAAAUAUUCAUGUUUUUUGUCGACUAGUAGUGUGGAAUUGGCCAAAAAUGGGGCUCAAAGUGGGCAAAAUCGCCGAUGCGUAAACAUGGUUGAGACCGCUAACUUUGCAAGAGCAUAAUUCCGUAGUUUUCCAUCAAAUUUCAUACUUUUGGUGUCAUUAUGAUCGGGAAAAGAUUCUCUAUCUUUUCAUAAGAAAAAAUAUUUUUUUUUUUUAAAUUUGGCCAACCCUGAGAACGAGUCUCGGAGAGGGCCUGUCGACCCUCAAAGGGUUAAAUAAAUAAGUAAAUAAAUAAAAUAUGCUUCUAAGCUGUUGUAUUCUGAGCACCUCUGCAAAAACAGUGAUUAUGUGUGAGUGAGGUGAAAGUGUUGAAUGAUGAUGAAAGUAUUUUCUUUUUGGGGAUUUUCUUUCUUUUUGGGUCACCCUGCUUCGGUGGGAGAUGGCCGACUUGUUAAAAAAAAAAAAAAAUUUCUUUGCUAAGGUUACAAUCUGUGUUUACAUAUAAUAUGAUUGAAGCAAAGAAAGCCACUAUCAUGCCAAGGCAUUUCUGGCAGACUUAACCUAAUACUAAUAGACUUCUUAAGUCUAGACAGGUGAAAAGUGUACUAGUAGCGAUUACCAGUGUUUUGCUGAUGGUGGCGGCAACUACUGGCAGCCUUUUGAAGUUUCUUCUUACUGUUGUUGUUAUUAUUAUAAUUAUUAUUAUUCUUUCUUUCAAUACACCGGCAGUAUCCCACCGAGGCGGGGUGGCCCAAAAGGAAAAACGAAAGUUUCUCUUUUUAAAUUUAGUAAUUUAUACAGGAGAAGGGGUUACUAGCCCCUUGCUCCCGGCAUUUUAGUCGCCUCUUACGACAUGCAUUAAUUAUAAUACGUGUGUAUUAAUAAUAAUAAUAAUGAUAAUAUUUAUAAUACGUAUGCACUACUAAUACUCCUACUACUACUAAUAAUAAUAAUACAAUAUAUGUAACAGUAAUAAUAAUACAUGUAAUAUGUAAUUUUUAGACAUUUUUUGUAUUUUUUUUCAUAUUUUUGUGCCAAAUGCUUCAAAAUAGAAAUUGGUAUCCCUCUGGGUAGCUGUAGGUACAGCUGCUAUGACUAAGUGUCAAAAGGAAGAGGUGUGCCGCUCAGAGUGACCGCAGCAGACCUUGGGAUGCGUAAUUUUGUCUUAUAUUGUAUAAUGUUCUUACACAAUGCCUCGCUCAGAGACAGUAUUUGAGUACAAUCAGCAAGAAGCUCAGGAAGCGAUUAGAAGCUAUGAAAAAAGCUAGAGAAAUGAAGAAGGCAGCAGCAUAGAGUGGAGCAGCUGGCUACCACUACCACCACCACCACCACUGUGGCCACAGAUAUCAUGUCUUCACCUAUAUAUACAUCUGUCUUGACCACACCUGUGGUUACAUGUGUGACAACCUCACCACUAAUUGUAGAUAAACACAAGCUAGGUGUGGGGCUAUGGACUGGGACCUCUUCAAGGGGGGCUCCUUGGCGUGGUGAAGAGGCUCUUGGUCUGAGGAAUUAGACCUGUCGGUCUACUUCCUCAGACCGAACCUAAUUACCCCCCAAUCCCCCGUUCCCUAUCCCAUCCUCCCCUUUUUCCUUUCCUCCUCCUCCUCCCCACCCCUCCCUUUUGCCCUUCCUUUUUUUUUUUUUUUUUUUUUUUUUUUCCCACAGGCACGCUAGUUCCUAGGUAGGGGAAAGGGUACCGGGGUCCAUCCCAUUCCGUUGAGGUUCUUGGUGGUGGCGUAGUUUGCCGUGGAAUCUGGAUUGCCUGGGGAUGUCCUGAUCCCUCUCCGGUAUCCCGGAGGAUGGCUUUGGGUGUCUCUCGGGCGACGGGUGUAUCUCUGGAAGCCACCUUUCGGAUUCCGGGGGUGGUGGCCGAAGGAGGUAUGCUUUGUGGCGGAUUUCUGGCCGCCCUCUCUUUUGUCCACCGAGAUAGCUCGGCAGAUGUGAGGUUGCUAUCCCGGAUUGCCGGUUUACUGGCAUGAUGGGUAGGGUAUGGCACGGGUUCCAUGCUGCAUCUGUGCUACUUGCGGUGCUGAGGUCCUCUUGGGCGCGGAGGGAGAUUUCUGGCCCUUUCAUUCCUCCUAGGAACUAUCCCUCCCCGGUCCCCCCUUUUUUUAUUCUUUUUUUUUUUAUCUUUAUUUUCUUUCUUUUUUUUUCUUAAAAACAAAAAGAAAGAAGUAACCUAACCAUGGCAGCCCUAGUCCAUGAACCUGCUACCCCCGGGCCCCUUCUUGAUACCGCACCUCGUUCUGACCCCGCCUUGUCUUUGGGCCACUCUUCGGACACUCCUCAUGCCUCUGUACCUCUUGCCGGUGCUGUUUCCUCACCCGCUUCAGGUACUGAGGCCUCGACUGACUCCUUCGAUUUAUCUGACCUUCGCUCUCCUCUGACUAUGCUUCCGGCCUCUCCCUCUACGGUGCGGCAUUUUUCGAAUCGCUGGCCCGUUCCACGUCGGACCAACUCUGGUCCCACGCCUAAAUGACAACGACAAUUACCUGCUGAUGAUACUUCUCCACCUUCUCGUUCUUCUCAGAAAAGAUCGACACGUCCUUCACUACCUUUCCACGCUCAGUUUCAGACUGCACAGUGGACUAAAUUCUUCACUUUACGACCGACUUCCUCUACUGCCUAUCUUUCUGACCACAGUAUUGGCAAGGCACUCCUACGCCAUGUUGGUAAAGAUAUUUCUUUUCAUGCUCCUAAGAGCGGUACGCGCAUCGUCACCGUACAGAAUGCUACCCAGGCUCAUGAGCUUUCUCGUCUUUCCCAUAUCGAUACUGUUCCUGUAACUAUUGAAAAGCAUCAUUCCCUCAAUUCUUGUAGUGGUACCAUCAUUCUGCCCCAUACCAUAGUUCAACAAAAUUUCCAGACAUGUGGCACUGACAUUCUUGAAUAGCUGGAACUCCAAGAUCUCCCAAUCCUCAAGGUAGACACUUACGUUCUUCCUGCCCGCGGGCGGAGACGAUACCCUAGCAAUGUGGCUCGUUUAACUUUUGACAGCCGUGAACUCCCAUCCUCAGUUUAUGUAGCAGGACAUCGGUUACAAGUUCGAAAGGUGAUACCUACACCGCAACAGUGUAGAAAUUGCUGGCGAUUUGGCCAUCCAGCGAAAUAUUGCAGAUCUAUCGCCGAAUGCCCAGUCUGUGGUGCCGAUGACCAUUCUAAUACGUCUUGCAAUCGACCUCCCUCUUGCCUUUAUUGUCAUGAGGCUCACCCUUCGUACUCUCGCCGUUGUCAAGUCUACUUAAACGAGCGGGAAAUCCGUUACCUCAAAGAGGCAGAAGGUCCCCCUUAUGCCAUGGCAGUUUCUCAUCUCCGCCUCCAAGGGAGACUACCUCGUGUUUCUUAUUCCCGUGUUUCAAAACGUCCCCCCACUUCUGGUAUCCCAUCUUCUGCACCCACCUCUGUGGUUACCUCUCCCAUAGUCACUCCUGUAGCUAAUUCUUUUGCUGUCCUCAGCUCAGACGUCCCUACUUCAACGUCUCAGUCUGAUCUUGCUUCUUCGUGUUCUCUCUCACAAGCCUCAGUAGCGACGAGAUCUCGUAUGACACCUCCUCCCAAUCGUCCCACUACUUCUCAAAAGUCUAAAAAAGGUCCGUUAACACCUCCUACCCAUCUUCCACCUCCUCAUUUUCCCUUCCCUGUCUCUGUACCUGGUUCUCCCCCUCUCACUGGGUCUGUUACAAGUGUAGAGGUUCACCCUCCUCCUCGUACUGUACCUUCCUCCCCUGUUCCCUCCCAAGUUUCUUCCUCUUCGGCCACCUCCCAGGUUUCUGCCUCUUCUGUCCCCUUCCACGCUUCUCCAGUUCCCUCCACCCUUCCGUCCCCCCCUACCUUGGUACAGUUCAUUACAGUUCCAAUCUUUACUCAUCCUCCCCCUACCAUUUCCAAUAUUGUCUCCCAUACAACGUCUCUGAAUUCUGAAACACUUGAAGCAAUCUCUGAAUAUAUUGCAGAGACCAAACCAUCAAUGGACACUGAUCCACCCUCCGCUCCUUCUCUCUCCUCUACUCCAUCUGCGCAACUCCUUUCUUCACAGCGCACCGUUCCUUCGCUGCUUGAACAUUUUCCACUGCCUCCGCAUGUGGACUUUUCUAACCCCUCUAGUCCGUAGGAACCCUUACCUGCGGAUUUCAGGUAUCUUUAUCAUUGCCAAUCAUGGCCUAUUUACAGUGGAACAUACGCGGCCUCAGGGGUAAUCGGGGUGAGCUUCAGAUGUUACUCUCCCAGUUUUCCCCUGUUGGUGUUUGCUUACAGGAACCAAAAUUACACUCUGCUGUUAUCUCUCCCAUCUCAGGCUAUAAUUUAUUGUAUUCUUCAAAUCCUUUUCCUGAUGGGACCUUUAAUGAAAGUGCCCUUCUUUUACGCACUGAUAUUCCAUACCAUCAGCUAUUUGUUCGUACUUCGCUGCAUUACACAGCAGCCCGUAUCCACUUGCAUAGGUGGUAUACGCUCUGUUCUUUAUAUCUCUCUCCUUCUCGGGCAUUAUCUAUUCCGGAUAUUGCCUUUCUUGUUUCGUCAUUACCACCACCGAUUCUGUUACUUGGUGAUUUUAAUGCCCACCAUUUCCUCUGGGGGGGGUCUCACUGUGAUUCCCGUGGCAUUCAGUUAGAGGCUUUUCUUGCCACCCACCCCCUCCAUGUUUUAAAUACAGGUACUCACACCCAUUUUGAUCCUCGGACUCACACUCUCUCUUGCAUCGAUCUCUCAGUCUGCUCUUCCUCCGCCGCAUUAGACUUCACUUGGUCUGUUCUUCCGGACUUACAUGACAGCGAUCAUUUCCCAAUCAUUCUUACUUCCCCUUCAUAUUCACCACCUCUUCGCAUCCCAUGCUGGCAAUUUGAUCAGGCAAAUUGGAACCUUUACUCACACCUAACUGUUUUUAGAGAGGUUCCUUCUUUGUCCUCCAUCGAUGAGCUUUUACACCUCUUCUCGUCCGUUUUAACCGCAGCUUCUCAUUCUAUACCCCAAACUUCGGGCAGGCAUUCUCAGAAAUGCGUGCCUUGGUGGUCUCCUGCUUGUGCUCGUGCAGUACGUUUGAAACGCGCUGCAUGGGGCAGGUACCAGUACAAUAGAACCACAGAGAGACUUCUUGAAUUUAAGCAGAAGCGUGCGAUCGCUCGCCAUGUCAUCCGUGACGCUAAACGCAUUUGCUGGCAAGAUUAUGUCUCCACCAUCACCUCUGCUUCCUCUAUGAGUGCAGUCUGGAAAAAGUACGAAAACUGAGUGGUAAAUAUUCUCCUGACCCGGCUCCUGUUUUGCGGGUUGCCGGUGUUGAUAUAGCAAACCCACUAGAUGUUGCCAAUGAAAUUGGCAAUCAUCUGGUCCGUAUUUCUCAGGGACUCCAUCUAUGCCCCUCAUUUCUUUCCUCAAAGUCUGCCAGAGAGUUAGCACCCUUGGACUUUUCUUCUCUCAGAGAAGAAUAGUAUAAUGUGCCUUUUACACUUCAAGAACUGGAGGCGACACUCUCAGCUUGCCGAUCAUCGGCAGCUGGGCUCGACGACAUUCAUAUUCGUAUGCUACAACAUUUACAUCAGUCAGCCCUUGCAGUCCUAUUACGCCUUUACAAUCUUAUUUGGUCACAAGGAGUUCUUCCACAGCUGUGGAAAUCCGCCAUUGUUCUCCCUUUCCGCAAACCAGGCACUACGGGACAUGAAACCUCCCACUAUCGUCCCAUUGCUCUUACCAGUGCAGUUUGCAAAGUGCUGGAACGCCUAGUAAAUAGACGUUUAGUGUGGUAUUUAGAGACACACAACAGUCUCUCCACUCGUCAAUAUGGCUUUCGUAAGGGACAUUCUACCAUAGACCCCUUACUACACUUGGAUACGUAUGUUCGUAAUGCCUUUGCGAAUAACCACUCAGUUAUUGCCAUAUUUUUUGACCUUGAGAAGGCAUAUGACACAACUUGGAGGUAUAAUAUUUUAGCGCAAGCCCACUCCUUAGGCCUUCGAGGCAAUCUACCAUCCUUCCUUAAGAAUUUUUUAACUGACAGGCAUUUCCGUGUUCGGGUUAAUAAUGUGCUCUCCCCAGACUUUAUCCAAGCUGAAGGUGUCCCCCCAGGGAUGUGUUCUGAGCACAACACUUUUUCUCCUUGCUAUUAAUGAUUUGGCCUCUAGUCUUCCAUCAAAUAUUUGGUCAUCACUCUAUGUUGAUGACUUCGCUAUUGCCUGUGCAGGUGCUGACUGUCACCUUAUUACAGUUUCUCUCCAGCAUGCAGUCGACCGUGUUUCCAAUUGGGCCACCACACGUGGGUUUAAAUUUUCCAGCACUAAAACCCACCAAAUUACUUUCACUAGACGCUCUGUCAUCUCCGAUCAUCCUUUGUACCUCUAUGGCUCCCGUAUCCCUGAACGUGAUACAGUCAAGUUUCUGGGCCUCCUCUUUGAUCGUAGGUUAUCCUGGAAACCUCACAUUACCUCUCUGAAGGCAACUUGCCACAGCCGGCUGAACCUCCUUAAAACCCUUGCUCAUCUUUCAUGGGGAGCUGAUCGUCGAACCCUCCUUAUCCUACAUUCCACCCUUAUCUUAUCGAAACUUGAUUAUGGUGACCAGAUCUAUUCAGCGGCAUCUCCUGCUACUCUCUCUAGCCUUAACCCCAUUCAUCACCAAGGAUUACGUUUAUGCCUUGGUGCUUUUCGCUCUUCCCCUGUCGAGAGCCUCUAUGCAGAAGCGAACGUUCCAUCCUUAUCCGAUCGCCGUGAUGCCCAUUGCCUUCGCUACUAUGUACGCUUUCAUGGUCUCUGCAAUCCUUCCAUUUAUAGAAUGGUCACUGAUAUUAGUAGACAUUAUUUGUUUGCCGCCCCUGUUUACUCCGUCCCUUCUCUCUUCGCCUUCAUUCGCUCUUGUCUUCUCUUCAAUUACCACCUUUAUAUGUACAUGUAGCAUUUCACUUUUCCCUACCCCCUUGGGAAGUUCCAGCUGUUCGAGUGUGCUCUCUCUCUCUCCCUUGCUCGAAAGCCCAACUGUCUACGGUCGCUUCCCGCUCUCAUUUUCUUGACCACUUUCACUCUCAUUCUCAUGCCAUUGCUGUGUACACAGAUGGCUCUAAGUCUUCUGACGGCGUAGGAUUCGCAGCAGUGUUUCCGGACAGCGUCAUACAAGGGCAUUUACUAUCUUCGGCUAGUAUUUUUACUGCUGAAUUGUAUGCCAUCCUUACAGCACUUAUCCGUAUUGCAUCUAUGCCUGUGUCAUCAUUUGUGGUUGUCUCAGACUCCCUUAGUGCUUUACAGGCUAUACAGAAAUUUGAUACACCUCACCCCUUAGUCCUCCGUAUCCAACUUUGGCUACGCCGCAUCUUUACCAAGCAUAAAGAUAUUUUUUUUUGUUGGGUCCCUGGUCAUGUUGACGUACAGGGCAAUGAACAGGCAGACACUGCUGCGCGGUCAGCAGUACAUGACCUACCAGUUACAUGUAGAGGUAUUCCAUUUACGGACUAUUUUGCUGCAAUAUCUUCCCAACGUCACACCCGUUGGCAACAACGUUGGUCUACUAUGCUCGGCAACAAACUUCAAUCUAUUAAACCGAGUAUAGGUUACUGGCCAUCUUCUUAUCACCAGUGUCGAGGUUGGGAGACUACUCUCUCCCGUCUUCGCAUUGGCCAUACUCGUCUUACUCAUGGAUAUCUCAUGGAGAGGCGCCCUGCUCCUCUCUGUGAGAAUUGCCAAGUUCCAUUAUCAGUCAGCCACAUUCUGUUGGACUGCCCACUUUAUCAACGAGCACGCAGAAUUUACCUCCGUCGUCGUCUUCGCUCUGCUGCUCUCUCUUUACCUUCCCUUCUCGCUGAUGGACCCACCUUUCAUCCAGACUCUCUCAUUGACUUUUUGACAACAACUGACUUACUUCACAAAUUCUGAUACCUUCAGCCCUUUCUACUUCAAUCUCUUGCUACCCCCUACCCCCGUACUAUCUCCUGCCCCGCUGUUUUCUGUAACCUACUGAUCAUCCCUCCUCCCUUCUGCCAUCCAAUACCCUCGCUUCCUUCCCUACCCUGCAGCGCUGUAUAGCCCUUGUGGCUUAGCGCUUCUUUUUUAUUAUAAUAAUAAUAUGGACUGGGAAGAUUCUAGAGUGAGAGAGUAAAUGGUGGAUGUUUUCUGCUGCUGCCGGUGUUGCCAUCACUUGCCAUAUUAUGGCCUAUUUUAUUCAUUCUAGAGUAUAUAUCAUGUUUCUAUGUUAUUAAUAUUUUUUAUCAUGUCAUACUAGAUAAAUUGUGAUAGAUAACUAAGCCGUAGAGUUGAUAUUAGCAUUAUUUUGUCAUGCCUCCUGAGAGGCUGGAACGGAUUAAUUGCAUUUCAGUUAAUUUAAAUGAGGAAAAUUGACUCAGCAUACGAACAAAUCAGGAUACAAACAAGGUCACGGAAUGGAUUAGAUUCGUAAGCCGAGGUUCCACUGUAUUUUUUUUUUUACAGAUUUACCAAUGUUGAAAACUGAAUAUAGUUAUUGACUUGCUUUUACUAAGGAACUAAUAUAUUAAUAUACGAAAAACGUGCAAGUUGUAUACCAGCAAGUAUUAUAAAAAUAUACAAAUUCCAAUAGACUCCAAAAUUGAGUCAUGAUCUAAUACAGCUAACAUAAUGCCAGAAUAAAAACAAAUCUAUAUUUUAUGUACUUUUACCCCAAAUAACAAACAUGGCACAUUUGCAUCAACUGGUCACAUGUAAAAAUUUAAUGCAUUUCAUAAAACAGCAAUGGAGGCAUUUUCAGGAUAUUUUCAAUAAAUUAAUUUCAUUGCAUUUUGUUCUUUAUUUGAUUAAUCACAUUCUUUAACCCUUUGACUGUUUCCGUUGUAUAGUAUAUACGUCUUACGAGCCACCGUGUUUGACGUAUAUAUACUAAAAAAUUCUAGUGGCUUCAAAUCAAGCAGGAGAAAGCUGGUAGGCCCACAUGUGAGAGAAUGGGUCUGUGUGGUCAGUGUGCACCAUAUAAAAAAUCCUGCAGCACGCAGUGCAUAAUGAGAAAAAAAAACUCCGACCAUGUUUUUGGAUUAAAAUGCCAACUUUGCGGUGUAUUUUCAAAUAGUAUUUAUGGUUGUAUUCUCGUUUUCUUGGUCUCAUUUGAUAGAAUGGAAAACAUACUAUAGAUUGAAAACAUACUAUAGAUAAUGAUUGGUUUUACUAUGAAAAGAACCUUGAAAUGGAGCUCAAUUUAGGGGAAAAGUUUGAUUUUUGCUGAUGUUCAAAAGUAAACAAAUGAUGUCAUUGUCCAAUAAAUGUCCAACUAACCAUUCUAAUAUGCAGUCAUGAAUGGGUUGACACUAUUUAUACAAUUAUUACAAUAUUGCAGUAGUCUGCAUAACAGUAAAUCUUCUAUUUUUUGUUUGAAUAAAAAUUCAAAAUAGAAAGCAAUAGUAAUAACAGAGGGGCCUGGAGACAUGACUGAUGAACAGAGAAAAUGUUAUUUUAGAGCCAGGAAUGUCUGCAUUGUUCAUUCUGGACCCUAUUUUGAAAUUGUCAUAUUUUUUAAUUUGCGUGAAAUUGGCCAAAUUGAAAAUUUCUGACCAUGUUAUUGGGUAUUUGAAAUCGGUAAAUGGGCAGUUUCUUGUACUCAGUCGAUAGAACAAAUGGAGCUCUAAAGAAAUAGUUAUGAGUUUGGUCAACUAGAACAAUGGAAUUAGCUGAAAAUAGGGCUCAAAGUGGGCGAAAUCGUCAAUUCGUAAAUAUCGCCAAGGUCGCUUACUUUGCGAGAGCGUAAGUCCGCACGUUUUCCAUCAAAUUUCAUUCUUUUGGUGUCAUUACCAUUGGGAAAAGAUUCUCUAUCAUUUCAUAAGUUUUUUUUUUUUUUUUUUUUUUUUUUUUCAAAAAUUUUUCGACACCAGGAAACACCUCAGGAUUUGGGGUUGUGACAGUCAAGGGGUUAAAGGUUUAAGUCAUUCAUACCUCUGAUACUUCCAUAAAAAUUUUAUUGCAAUAGGAAAAGUAUAUCGCCAUUUUUUCCAGACUAAAUUUCCAAUAUAGGAGUGUAUGAGGACCUGGGGGCUUGCUUACUGAACAAAUUGCUUAGCAGCUAAUCUUUCUGGAAUGCAUCACAGUCACUGAGUGGAGGAUUACUGUACAUAUUUUAAUUUAAGAAUGAGAUACAGCACAAUUUUUUAUUUUGUACCAAUAUUUUUGUAUAGGUUGUCAAGCGCUUGAAAGUAUUUGUUGUACAUCAUGCAUUUGCAGUGUUCUCAUUUACUUAAAUGUGCAUUCAUGGUCAUGAAAGUGACAUGUUAUUUUUUAUUAGCAUAAACAUGUGAUACUGUAACAAUAGAAUUAACUAAAUUUAACAAAAUGUAGAGUUGAUUUAUUUUGUUUUCAUAUGGAUUUUAAAUGUGUUGCAUCAUUAUAAGAACUAAAUUAAGAUUAAUGAUGAUAUUUUGUAGAUAUGUAAUUUAAACUUGUUAAAUGAUGUUAAAUAAGCUAUAGCAUUAUCUUCGUACAUGAAGAGCAGUUUUAAGAAUAAACUUAGCUCUCAUUUUAUGUUACUAGUCAGUGCCAAGUGUAUGUUUAUUGUAUACCGAGUUACUCUUCCAUGGUAUUAAGAGUGUACUUGGAAUCAGUAUUUAUGAUAUAGAUUACAGUUUAAUAACUGACCAGUGUAAUGUAUGUGAUAUUUUUAAUGUUCCUUAAUGUAAUUGAGGAUUUGCUUGGGAGAAAUGAUUACUUUUAUCAAAGAGUACUUAGCAAUAUAUUGUAUGUGAGAGUACAGGUAUAUUCAAACCUAUAGGAUUUUUGGGGUGAAUAGUGAAAAAAUUAAGUUGAAGUUUUAUUACUUUGUUUAGAUGUAUGUCUGUGUUAUUGUAUAACAGGGAAAGUUGUACAAAUUUCUGUACUCAUUGAUUUUGCCAAAUGACUUUGAGGUUUUGCCCUUGUAAAGCUUUCAUACUUUCCUAAUGAGUAAAAGGUAAAAUAACUUUCAGAGGAUAUAAAUUAACCACAUUGAAGAGAAUAUGAAUUUUUUUAGUUAUUAUAUAUGUAUUGCUGUGAAAGGUGAUACAGUAAUGGUCACUAGCUUCCAUUAGUUCUGACCUGUUUCAGACACUGCAUUAAAAUUGAUAGUGUGAUUAACCUGAUAAGAAUGAACAAUACAGUACGGAUAUGUUGGACAAACUUAGAAUUAUUAUAUAUGUAAAUACGUAUUCUAGACUAAAAAUUUUUUGUUUUUUUAACACCGACUGUCUCCCACCAAGGUAAGGUGACCCAGAGAAGAAGAUGCUUUCAAGAUCAUUAAUUCAAUCACUGUCUUGUCAGAAGUGUGCUGAUAUCACAGCUCAGAAAUGUAUGUCGAGUAAAAAUAAAAAAGCAAAUUGUU
This is a messenger RNA of Cherax quadricarinatus, 15408 nucleotides long. RefSeq names its product phosphatidylserine synthase. Gene Ontology annotation, biological process: phosphatidylserine biosynthetic process. The record is from RefSeq and is a predicted model, not a curated record. Gene Ontology annotation, molecular function: L-serine-phosphatidylethanolamine phosphatidyltransferase activity. Lineage: Eukaryota; Metazoa; Arthropoda; Malacostraca; Decapoda; Parastacidae.